AUGGAACAGGACAAAAGUGAAAGUAGAAGUGGUGUGAUAGUUGUCACUGAUGUGGACCACCUGCAGAUGAAAAAGUCGAUCAGUCUACUUCACUGCACUGCGAUCCUGAUCUCUGUAACGGGCCACAUCUCCAUUUUCAUCACACCAACAGCCAUAUUUCAGUACACGGAGUCCGUAGGUUUAUCUCUCUUGAUAUGGUGUAUCGGAGGACUUAUAAACACAGGGGUCUGUCUGUGUUUUACAGAGAUGGGGACUAUAUACCCUAAGGCUGGCGGUGGUUAUGCUUAUGUCCUCAAAGUCUUCGGCGAUCUCCCCGGAUUUAUGAUCAUGUAUGGAUAUAUAUUAAUGAUCUGUUGUCCUUUCUGGGCAUUUGUAGCCUAUAUUGCGUCAUUGUAUACUUUACAGCCGAUCCUGGGAUGCAGACCGUCAGAAGCAGCUGUCAAACUGUUGGCUUCUUGGAUUCUAGUGACACUGGUUGCCCUGAACUGUGUGUAUAUGAAGUAUGUGACCAAAGUACAGACUUUUUUGUCCAUCACUAAGAUCUUAGCCCUACUUAUCAUCAUUACAGGAGGAAUUGUUCGUCUAACUCAAGGAGAAACAGAGUAUUUAGACAAUGCUUUCCCAUCAACGGCAGAAAGUCUAAAACUAGGGAACCUGGGCAUGGCCAUGUUCUUUUCAAUAUUCACUUAUGGGGGAUGGCAGGUUCUUGGCAGUUUGAUGGAGGAAGUGAGGGAUCCAGGAAAAGACGCUCCCCGAUCUGUUUAUCUUUCCUUUGCUGUCAUCAUCCUGAAGUACAUCCUCACAAACCUGGCUUAUUUCAUAGUCCUGUCACCUCAACAAAUACUUCAAACAGACGCCAUAGCAGUGAUUUUUACAGACAUGCUGUAUCCUCCCAUGACUCCAGUCAUUACUAUCCUGGUAGGGGUCAGUUGUGUUGGAGUUCUUAAUGCCAGCAUCAUGGGACAUUCAAGGAUUUUAUUUGCUGGUGCCAGAAACGGACACGCCCCCAUGAUAUUAAGUACGUUACACAUCAGAUUCCUGACCCCUUGGGCAGCCAUCAUUGUCAUGAGUGCAUGGGCCUUAGUCAUGUUAGUGACUGGAGGACUGACAACCUUUAUGGAAUUUAUUCAGGUUUUCUCCACCAUCCUCAGUAUAUUUGUCAUAUCUGCUCAGCUGUAUUUACGUAAGACACAGCCAGAUAUCAACAGACCAUUUAAGGCUAACCUGGUGAUGGCUGUUACAGUACUUGCUGUCAAUGUGAUGCUGUUAAUUAUUUGUGUAAUUGCUGCACCUUCAAGAAUCGGUCUUGGUAUCGUAGUGUGGUUCACAAGUCUGCCAGUGUAUGCAGUGUUUGUUAAAUGGACUUCAAAACCCAAAGGAUUUCACAAAUUAAUGGCAAAGAUAACCAACAGCUUACAGAAAGCGCUUGUGCUGGGAAAGUCGGCAUGAUGGUAUCAGCAGUACCUUACAGAAAUCUUAAAUUUUAGGAUAA
Molecule: messenger RNA, 1492 nt
Organism: Ylistrum balloti
Lineage: Eukaryota; Metazoa; Mollusca; Bivalvia; Pectinida; Pectinidae
Product: large neutral amino acids transporter small subunit 2-like
Exons: 10
Coding region: 1-1449 (482 amino acids)
Biological process (GO): amino acid transmembrane transport
Cellular component (GO): membrane
Molecular function (GO): L-amino acid transmembrane transporter activity
Source: RefSeq, a predicted model, not a curated record